AUGGAAUCGCCGGAACACAUUGGACUCACAGUUACCAAAGCCAUACUUGAACCGAUUCAAACCGCAAAUAAUCACACCCCAGAUGCGCGUCCGGCCACACGACAACCAUGGCAAGACCGUCUCGCAGAACUGGCGCUUCUCGCAUCAGCAUCCCUCGGCGCAGACAACAGGGACAGCAACGCUGGCCCAUUGAUCCACCAACACCUCGAUGCGAUUGAAUCUAUCCUCCGUGAUCCGCAGCCGGAGCUCGCGCAAGAGGAAGCGCAUAGCGUUCGGCGUCGGAGCUUUCGCACAAAGUCUUUGCUAGGAGAUCCCGAUGCCGCCGAUUUGAAGGAGCCGGCUUGGCUAGCGAAGAGUCGUAUUGAUGAGCGCAAGCGGGAAGAGCUCUCGUGCCAGCUCACAACGCUUUUAGAAGAGGUCACUUCUUUGAAUCAGGAGCUAGAGCAGCGACAUAUAGAGUCUGUUGAAAUUCGUGAGGUCUAUGAGGAUCGUUGUCGGGGGUUGACAAGAACGGUAGCUGAACUUGAGGAUGAAGUAUCAGAGCUUCGCUCGGACCUGGUGGAAGAUGCAAUUGAGUUGGAAGGAAUUCAGGGAACGAUUCAUGAAUUACAACAUUGGAUUGAAGGAAUGCAGGAAGAACAGAAAAGAGCCCGGGCUGCGAAAGAUCUCAUACGCCGAAAAAACAAACGAGGCUGGGGUGGUCGCAAACACUAUGAUGAAAUUGGUGAAACAGAGGGAGAGAUUGUACUUGAUGGUCUGAGCGCCUGGAUGCGCGGAUGGAAAGAUGUUCAAGAUGGAUUUCAGGUCCGAGCGCGAGGGCGAAGAACAAGGCGAGAACAGAGACAACGUCAGCUGUUAAAGACAUGA
Messenger RNA from Penicillium pulvis, 867 nucleotides. RefSeq lists its product as uncharacterized. The record is from RefSeq and is a predicted model, not a curated record. The coding region runs from base 1 to 867 and encodes 288 amino acids. The transcript has 2 exons. NCBI's taxonomy places the organism in Eukaryota, Fungi, Ascomycota, Eurotiomycetes, Eurotiales, Aspergillaceae.